This is a messenger RNA of Protopterus annectens (West African lungfish), 3498 nucleotides long. RefSeq names its product epsin-3-like. Gene Ontology annotation, cellular component: clathrin vesicle coat; plasma membrane; endosome. Gene Ontology annotation, molecular function: phospholipid binding; clathrin binding. Bases 526 to 2562 code for a protein of 678 amino acids. The transcript has 10 exons. NCBI's taxonomy places the organism in Eukaryota, Metazoa, Chordata, Ceratodontiformes, Protopteridae. The record is from RefSeq and is a predicted model, not a curated record. Gene Ontology annotation, biological process: endocytosis.
CAGAGCAUGAGGAGUGUUGAUUGUUAUACCUUUAGUUCCUAGUACGUUGGUAGAAGGACCUACUCAGCCGGAUAAGCAACUUUAGCUGAACAGUUUUUAAAAGCAGGCUGUUUUGUGUCAGAAGAAUGUUUAUUUCAGGAAGUUUCCAUAUCAUUUUUCUGGAUCUCACAAGCUAGCAGCCUGACAAGACAUGGGGAUAGGAGGCUGCCACUGUUAGGGUUUAUCUACCUGUUCAAACAACAUUGCAAUACCAAAAAGAUAAAUGUACACAGUGGCAAAUUCCACAUUGUGCCUAGCAUUUCAGCAGGCAUUGACUGAACUAUCCUUUUUAUUGGUGUGGCAGUCUACUCCCAUCGGAACUGGAAUCUGAUUUCUUCUGGGAUACAUAGAAAGGAAUUCCUUAAAGAUAAACAUGACUACCUCAGCUCUGUGUUGACUGAACUAUCCGUGCUUGUGCAGCUAUCUUCCAUUAGAACUGGAGUAUUUUUUUCUUCUGAGAAGCACAAAGCAGAAUUUCUUAGAACAAUGACUACCUCAGCUCUCAGGAGGCAAAUGAAAAAUGUGGUCCAUAACUAUACUGAUGCAGAGAUUAAGGUCCGUGAGGCAACUUCUAAUGACCCUUGGGGGCCUCCAACAACCCUGAUGUCUGAAAUCUCAGACAUGACUUUCAACACCUGCACACUCACUGAGGUUAUGGGGAUGAUAUGGAAGCGACUGAAUGACCAUGGGAAGAACUGGCGACAUGUAUACAAAGCACUCAUGCUCUUGGAUUACCUUAUAAAGACUGGUUCAGACAAAGUGGCCCAACAAUGCAAGGAAAAUAUCUAUGCCAUCCAGACACUGAAGGAGUUCCAGUACAUUGAUAAGGAUGGAAGGGAUCAGGGAAUUAAUGUGCGUGAGAAAGCCAAGCAGCUAGUAAAUCUAUUGAAAGAUGAAGAAAGACUGAGGGAAGAGCGUGCCAAUGCCCAGAAAACAAAAGAGCGAAUGUGUAGCAUAAGUUCACGAACCAGUGCAAGUCAUAAGGAUGCAUUUCCCCGUGCAUCGAGUCAACCCACUUUGUACUCUGCUUAUGCAGAUGACUGCACAAGGUCAAGAGGCUCUCCAUCAUCCUAUAAAUCUUCAUCUUCAUCACCUAGGUUAGCUGCAGACCUGGAGCAGGCCCGUCCUCAAACAUCUGGGGAAGAAGAGCUUCAUUUACAGCUUGCAUUGGCUAUGAGUCGUGAAGAAGCAGAAAAGCAAGCUGAAGUCCCUCCUACGGAUCUUGAAGAGGAAGCCCAGAUGAAGAUUGCUUUGAAUCUGAGCAAACGUGAAUAUGAAAAGAUUAGUUCCAAAAAGUCACCAACUUUAUUGGAGAAAGAUGCACCAACUUUAUUGGCAAAAGCUAUGAAAGCACGUCAAGAAGAAAAACUCCCCAGUACCUCCCAGAGUGAAAAGUCUGCACUGGUAGAUCUUUUAGAUGUGUUUGUCGCAGAUCCUACAGCUCCGCCUCCAUCAGGCAUGCGGAACACGACCAAUGGCACUGAUGCAGUGAGUGAUCCAUGGAGAAAUGGGCGUGCCACAUCACCUACCUUUGCAGAUCCUUGGAAUACAACAGGUACACUGCUCACUACUAAAGCACAACAAGAGACUGUGUCCUGGUUGAACACCAACGACUGGGCGAUGUCCACAUCUACCUCUGGUCAAUGUUUUGAAGCUAUACAGAAUAAAAGGAGUUCACCGCAACCCAGUAAAGUGGCUUUGGAGUCCUGGUCUCCCAUUAAGACGUAUGCUGACCCCUGGGGUAAGAUCAGCUCUGACCCUACCCAGAGUUUAGCAGACCCCUGGUCAAAAAGUGCAGAGAAAAGUCUCCAGUCUGGUACUGCUGACAGUGCCAUGUUUGACCAUUAUGCACAGCUGGGUGACCGAACAGAAAAGGAUUUUCCAGAAAGAAGCUCAACCCCUCCUCGAUGGCUAACUGUCGAGUCUAGCAGUCCAGUAGAGCUGGAUUUCGCUGUUGAACGUGCAACCAUUCCUAGGCAGAACGGUAGUCGAAGUCUGGAUUUUUUUGACCUUAGUGGCCUUGAUCAAGAACUUGGUGAUUUCCAGAGAAACCGACGGAAUUGCAGAACACCUGAAUCCUUCUUGGAUGCUAGUGCUGCCAAGCUGGUGAAUCUGGAGUCACUGAUACCCCAGGAACCCCAGAGAAGGAACACUAAAAAUCCUUUCUUAACAGGUCUAAGUACUCCAUCUCCAAACAACCCUUUCAAUACUGCAGAUCCUUCUAAAGUCACAUUGGAUCAAAUGCGAAAAACAUCAUCGACACCACAGCCGAUUGUGCCUUCCAGUAAUGUCAUGGAUGCUCCCAGUUUCUUUACACCAUACAGUUCAUCACUGCCACUGCCACUAAGCAGUCUUCCAUUUGCACAAGCUGUUCCCACCUCUGUUAAUGCCCAGACAGUUGGGAAGAUCGAGCCUAGGGGGGCAACUGCAGCUCUUGGGAUGCCUGUUAACCUGCCUCCUCCACUGCUUCCAUUCUCACCUGACAUUUCGCACACACAAGGGUCUCAAAACCCAUUUUUAUAAUGUGGUUCUUCAUUAACUCUCCACUGUUCUUUGUCACAUUUCAGAGUGUUUGAUGUUUCUCACCUGCAUGCAAUCAGAUUAUUGUCUUCACCUUUUGGGUUUGGCACAAGCUAAAAGCAGUUAAUCAUAUCAGUGUACAGAAAAAGUGAAACGUAUGGAUUUCCUCCUGUUUUCUGACUGCCUUUGGCCUGGAUCUAACUUGACUCAUGAACUGUGGGAUAAAAAAAUCGUUGCAUACCUAUCAGCCACUUGCAUCGCUCUUCAGAAAUUUGUGUAGAAAGCAAUGUUAUCAAUAUUAUUUAAGUACUUCCUAUAGUUAUUCAUUGUGUUAUCAAGGAAUCUGUAUAAAAAUGUUAUCAAUGUUAUUCAAAUGCUGCCUACAGUGAAAUCACCGUUAGCUAUGCAAUCAGUUGCCAUCUAGGGCAGAAGACACAUGUUCCUCAUGUUUCAGCUAUAUAUUAGGAGACCAGCCUUCUGUCUAUCUUUCCUUCCUUUGUUUCCUGUAUUCCACUAGAUUAUCAGAUUAGGACCAGAUGUUAAGAACUUUGUGUCAGAGAGGACAGUGGUGGUGAACUGUCAUUCAUAUUUGUGCCCACUGCCUAGGUUUUGUUUUCUAUUUGGACAUGCAGAUGUUCACAAGUACCUCUAUGGCUGAUACAAGAACUGAUAUGAGGAUCAAAAAGUCUGUAGUCCUGAACUGCUCUAGAAACAUAAUAUGAAUCAACAUGCAAUAGGCAACAAAUAUAACCCUGGCUUAUGUGAUUUUGCAGUGCAAAGAAGACAGGAAGAGUUUCAUAGUAAGCAAUGAGACUAACAUGAAGUAUGUGUACAUUUAUGGAGAGAGGCAUUUAUCAGGGAGUGCAUAUAAAGUUACUGUUGCAGGGAAAUGUCAAGUACUGUUUAUCUAGCAUUAAAUAAAUUUAACACUAAACGGUA